Mytilus trossulus (common blue mussel) is the source of this 2753-nucleotide messenger RNA. Its product is annotated as N-alpha-acetyltransferase 50-like. Gene Ontology annotation, cellular component: NatA complex. The record is from RefSeq and is a predicted model, not a curated record. Lineage: Eukaryota; Metazoa; Mollusca; Bivalvia; Mytilida; Mytilidae. The coding region runs from base 133 to 633 and encodes 166 amino acids. The transcript is spliced from 5 exons. Gene Ontology annotation, molecular function: N-acetyltransferase activity. Gene Ontology annotation, biological process: mitotic sister chromatid cohesion.
UUGUUCAUUCCAAUCAAAACAGCAUUUAAUUUUACCCAAUUAAGGGACCGAUUCAAAACAUUUUUUGUUUAUUUCCGGUUUUGGAGCGGGAACACAUGUGAGCAGUUAGUUGAUGUUAAUCAAGUGUUUACAAUGACAAGAGGUCAUACAGAACUAGGGGACAUAACUCCUCACAACAUCAAGCAGCUAAAGUUGUUGAAUCAAGUGGUGUUCCCUGUGACUUACAAUGACAAGUUCUAUAAAGAUGUAUUAGAAGUGGGAGAGCUAGCAAAACUUGCUUAUUUUAAUGACAUUGUGGUUGGUGCUGUUUGUUGUCGUAUUGAUACAUCUGAUAACCAGAGACGAUUAUACAUAAUGACACUAGGAUGUCUGGCACCGUACAGAAGAUUACAUAUAGGUACAGUUAUGUUAAAGCACGUGUUGAAGAUCUGUGAGGAAGAUGCAAAUUUUGAUAAUGUAUUUCUGCAUGUGCAAGUAAAUAAUGAUGGAGCUAUAAAAUUUUACGAAAAAUUUGGAUUUAAAAUCGUUGAAGAAAAAAAGAACUAUUAUAAAAGAAUUGAACCUGCUGAUGCAUAUGUGUUACAAAAGACAUUCAGAGAAAGUGGCGAACAAAAAGCAAUGGCGAAAAAUUGAACAAAAAAUCUGAAAUAAUUGACAUUUGGAACCCAAAGUCUUUUGUACAGAUGAUAAAACUUUAGACAAGAUCAAUUCUAGAGAAACAAAUUUAAUUGAAACAUGUAUUACUGUUGAAAAAGCCUUAAACCUCUGCCUAGUUAUUGGUUAUAUAAUCCCUGCUGAAUAAACCUAUCUUUGUGGACUUGGCAUUAAAUAUACUAAAAAAAAACUUCAUGAACUAAAUUGGUCUUUCUGUACAUGUGUAUGUGAAAUCCUGAACACUAUAUAUCAAUCAUGACUGUAAGAAUGCAACUUAAACAUACAUUAGUCUAAAUAUUCUUUGUAAAACCAUAGUAUAUGUGCAUGUAUUUUUAUGAUGAACUUGUUAAAUGGGGUGAUGGGUUUUAAAUUUUGGCAUUACAUUUUUAGCUCACCUGACCUGAAAGGUCAAGUGAGCUUUUCUCAUCACUUGGCGUCCGUCGUCCGUCGUCCGUCGUCCGUCGUCCUGCGUCCGUCGUCUGUCGUCCGUCGUCCGUAAACUUUUACAAAAAUCUUCUCCUCUGAAACUACUUGGCCAAAUUUAACCAAACUUGGCCACAAUCAUCCUUGGGGUAUCUAGUUUAAAAAAUGUGUCCGGUGACCUGGCCAUCCAACCAAGAUGGCCGCCAUGGCUAAAAAUAGAACAUAGGGGUAAAAUGUAUAUUUUGGCUUAUAUCUUUGAAACCAAAACAUUUAGAGCAAAUCUGACAUGGGGUAAAAUUGUUGAUCAAGUCAAGAUCUAUCUGCCCUGAAAUUUUCAGACGAAUCGGACAACCUGUUGUUGGGUUGCUGCCCCUGAAUUGGUUAUUUUAAGGAAAUUUUGCAGUUUUUGGUUAUUAUCUUGAAUACUAUUAUAGAUAGAGAUAAACUGUAAACAGCAAUAAUGUUCAGCAAAGUAUGACCUACAAAUAAGUCAACAUGACCAAAAUUGUCAGUCAACCCCUUAAGGAGUUAUUGCCCUUUAUAGUCAAUUUUUAACAACUUUUCGUUAUAUUUUGUAACAUGUACAAAAAAUCUUCUUCUCUGAAACUACAAGGCUAAAUUUAACCAAACUUGGCCACAAUUAUCAUUGUGGUAUAUAGUUUAAAAAAUGUGUCUGAUGACCCCGCCUUCCAAACAAAAUGGCCGACAUGACUAAAAUUAGAACAUAGUUGUAAAAUGCAGUUUUUGAUUUAUAUCUUUGAAACUAAGACGUUAAGGGCAAAUCUUUUAAGAUUUAAAUGUACAUCAGAAUAAGAUCUAUCCCCUCACAAAUUUUCAGAUGAAUCCAACAACUCGUUAUUGGGUUGCUGCCCUAAAAUUGGUAAUUUUAAGGAAAUUUUGCAGUUUUUGGUUAUUAUCUUGAAUACUUUUAUAGAUAGAGAUAAACUGUCAACAGCAAUAAUGUUCAGCAAAGUAAGAUCUACAAAUAAGUCAAACAUGAUCAAAUUAUUAGAGGACCCCUUAAGGAGUUAUUGCCCUUUAUAGUCAAUAUUGAAUAUUUUUUCGUCAUUUUUAUAACUUGUACAAAAAUCUUCGUUCCUAAAACAAUGGGCCAAAUUUAACCAAACUAUGCCACAAUCAUUACUAGGGUAUCUAUUUUUAAAAAGUGUCUAAUGACCCCACCUACCAACCAAGAUGACCGACAUCAGUAAAUACAGUAACAGGUGAGCGACACAGGCUCUUGAGAGCCUCUAGUUUAACUAUUAGAUUGUUUAUUUUCCAUCAUGGUUUAAAAUUGUCUAUGUAUAAAUGUACCUCAUUCUCUCUUAAAUUGGAAAUGAAUUGACUCACGACUACUGUUGAUUGAAUUCUGGUUUAAAAUGUAACAUUUUAUAAGCAAGUACUAAACAUGCUAACGAUUGUAUAUCUUGAUGUGUUUGCAUUUUAUCAAAAAAGAAAAGCCAGAUGAUUGUACAUGUACAAGAUUUUGUGAUCAUGAUGAGAAAACUGUAAAUAAUUGAUGUUCUGCAACUAAAACUAGAUGCUAUCACUUAUACAUAAAUUUGUUGAAAUUGAUGUUCAUGGACACUUUUCUAUUGAUAUUUUGUACUUGUGUUAUUGUAUAUGACUUUAAUUAAUUGGUUUUUCACUUUUCAUUGAUUGAAAAAUAUAUUUAA